AUGCCGCAAGUCAAUCGCAAGCCAAUCGUCACUACUAAGGGAAGAGGCCCGCAACAUCCUGCCCCUGCCCAUCUACACCCAGGCCAACCACGCGCAGCGCCACAAAUGCAAUAUCGACCGCAACACCAGCAGCACCACAACGGGUCUAACCCACGACUGGCUCAGCUUCAGCACCAGCAGAACGUUCAGCAUGGUCAGAUCGCUCAUAACAAAGCCCAGAUAAAUCAGCACUCGGCUGCAUUGCAACACCAGGCGGUGGCACAACAGCGACACAAUGCCGCGCAGCAAAAACACUUUGCGCAGCAGAAUGCAGCAACUCAAAAACAUAUGGCCCAGCAAAAUGCGGCAACUCAGAAACAAAUGGCGAAGCAAAACGCAGCAACGCAGAAGCAAAUGGCCCAGCAAAAUGCAGCUAUGAAAAAACAGAACCAGCACAUGAACCAUGAACUUCAAGCUAUGAAGCACCAGCAGCAAAAAGGCGUUGGUCAUGGCGGCAGUGGUCAUGGUGGUGCUGGGAAGAAAGUGUUGGCUGGUGCUGCAGUUGGUGCAGCAGCUGGUGUCGGUGGUACCAUGCUUUAUGAGGGAUAUCGUGAAGAGACGUAUGUUCAUGAGCAGACUAUCAUAAGCGAAGAUCAGAGAUCUCCGGAUCAAGAUAUCAAUGACUGGGAUCGCAAUGACUACGACCGCAACGACGGGAAUGAUGUCUACGAUCGAGACGUGAAUGAUAACGAUUAUUAUCCUAACGACUAUUAUCCUAAUGACAACGACCAAUACUUGCCGCAGCAGAAUGAUAAUCAAGGUGGAUAUUACAACCAACAGGAUACAAUGGACACUCGUGGACCAGUCCAAAGUGGUGGGGAUAAUGGAAAUGAUAGCGACUGUUGUGGCAGUUGUUGUGAAUGUGGUGACUGUUGUGGGGGUUGCUGUGGAUCAAAUGACAAGGAUGAUGAUAGCAGCUGUUGUUGUUGCUAA
This is a messenger RNA of Penicillium manginii, 972 nucleotides long. Its product is annotated as Iwr1 domain-containing protein. The transcript has a single exon. Bases 1 to 972 code for a protein of 323 amino acids. NCBI's taxonomy places the organism in Eukaryota, Fungi, Ascomycota, Eurotiomycetes, Eurotiales, Aspergillaceae. The record is from RefSeq and is a predicted model, not a curated record.